Lycium ferocissimum is the source of this 567-nucleotide messenger RNA. RefSeq lists its product as uncharacterized. The transcript has 2 exons. NCBI's taxonomy places the organism in Eukaryota, Viridiplantae, Streptophyta, Magnoliopsida, Solanales, Solanaceae. The record is from RefSeq and is a predicted model, not a curated record. Bases 1 to 567 code for a protein of 188 amino acids.
AUGAAUGCAAAAUUGGAAUUUCCGCUUGAAACUCUUGCUUUCAAUUACUUGAGCUUCGGUUUCUUUACUGCCCUUAUUACCGCUGUCGUUGGCUUCUGGAGGAUUAAAGCAUCUUCAACUUUUCCACGUGGAGACUUUUCCGGUGCCCCAUCUUCAUCCUCGCCGACGCCAACGUUGGUAACGUCCUCACUGCAGGUAAAUGAGACUGUGUCAAAUGAAUCAUUGUCAGCAGUUACUACUAUGAUAUCGCCUUUGAGCAACGAGGAGGUAGGAACAAAAGGGAAACUAACAGUGUACUACAAGCAAGAUGGCGGUGCAGAAUGUGACGGCAAUCAAGAAGGCAUCGAUCAGGAAGGAGAAGAUAAUGGCAUUAAGUUGUGUGAAGAGUGGUUUGUGAAUAAUUGGGAGAAAUUGUUGAAAAUGAGAAUUGGGGAAAUGAAGUGGUAUUGUUAUCAGGACAUGAAGAUAAUUGAUGGCAGUGUAGUUAGGUUGUGGGACGGUUCUAGACCACGGCCGAGGGAAGUGGAAAAAACUGCUUUCUCGAUUGGUGUAAUUAGUGCUUGGUAG